This is a messenger RNA of Rana temporaria (common frog), 1399 nucleotides long. It is a transcript of the gene FRRS1L, whose product is annotated as ferric chelate reductase 1 like. The transcript is spliced from 7 exons. The record is from RefSeq and is a predicted model, not a curated record. Gene Ontology annotation, biological process: regulation of glutamate receptor signaling pathway. Lineage: Eukaryota; Metazoa; Chordata; Amphibia; Anura; Ranidae. The coding region runs from base 137 to 973 and encodes 278 amino acids.
GUGAUGUCAUCAGAGGUCCUUUCUCUUCCUGAAAUCUAGCAGCUUCUUUGGGAAAAGAAGACAUCCAUGUAAGCAGCGUUUGGAUGCAUCAUCAGACGGAUUGCCAUCAGGACAGUCCUUCUGUAGGGGAAGUGCCAUGAUUCUGCUGUACCUGAACUUGGGGACUUGGUUACUCUUCAUAUCAUCAGCCAGGGCAAGUCCUGCGGAUGAAAGUGCAGCAAGGGGAGGCCACACUGAUCAAGGGGACCCCGCUUUGGAUGAGAAACACCAGGACACCUAUGGCACCUUUGCGUCUGAAUUUUAUGACUUGAGAUAUCUUUCAGAAGAAGGAUAUCCUUUCCCCACUGCUCCUCCAGUAGAUCCAUUUGCAAGGAUACGUGUGGAUGACUGUGGUAAAACUAAAGGAUGUUUUAGGUAUGGCAAACCAGGGUGUAAUGCGGAGACCUGUGAUUACUUUCUCAGCUAUCGUCGUAUUGGUGCCGAUGUGGAGUUUGAGCUCAGUGCUGACACUGAUGGAUGGGUAGCUGUUGGGUUUUCUUCAGACAAAAAAAUGGGAGGCGAUGAUGUCAUGGCCUGUGUGCAUGAUGAUAAUGGGAGAGUACGCAUCCAGCAUUUUUAUAAUGUUGGCCAGUGGGCUAAAGAAAUUCAGAGAAAUCCAGCUAGAGAUGAGGAAGGUGUGUUUGAAAACAAUCGAGUGACUUGUCGGUUUAAACGCCCUGUGUAUGUUCCCAGAGAUGAGACAAUAGUGGAUUUGCACUUAAGCUGGUACUAUCUGUUUGCCUGGGGACCAGCAAUUCAAGGUUCUAUAACGAGACAUGAUAUUGAUGCCCCUCCAGUUUCAGAGAAUGUUGUGAGCAUUUACCGUUAUGAGGAUAUUUUUAUGCCUUCAGCAGCCUACCAAACCUUCUCUUCUCCUUUCUGUCUUCUGCUGAUUGUUGCUUUGACCUUUUAUCUGCUAAUGGGAACCCCCUAAGACUACGGUUGUUAACCUUUGGAAAUUACACACGUUAUGAGGAGUUAUUGUUCUAGAUAUUUUCUGCUGAUAUCUUCUGCUGGGACAAUCGGUUAUAUGUUACAGGUUAUUCUAGCAGUGAUUUAUAAAAUUGAAGAUGCAGAAGGUGGAUGUUAUGCAAUCAAGAACAUGUGCCAAGACAAUGAGCAAUGUACUGUAGGUGUUAAACUGUUUAACGAUAACCAUGCAUUAUACAAUCUCCUCUAGAUCUACCAUCAACUAUGUAGUGCAAGGGCCUGCCUGAUUUGACACUAGAUUAAUUGGUUGCUUAGGUUUGUCCUCAUAUUGCAAAGUUUUGGUAGCGCUAAAGGAGAUUAAAGUAGAACUAACUGCAAAACUUUUUUGUUUAAUUUUUUGGAUAGAGUAAGGAAGGGUUAUACCUCUUUA